CUUCACGCGAGCAACCAAUUAACAUUAUCCUUGCACUAUCGUCUGCUCUGAAUUUGAAUGUUACUUGUCACACCGGCUGCCUCUUGUUUGCGUAAUUUGUGAAACGUCUCUUAUUCUUGAUCUUGAACGUGUGUGUGUGGAUUUAUUAUUAUUGAUCGUAUCUGGACCCAGCCUCCAAGAUAUGACACAACAAAGACAGGCCUGGGUGGGAAAAAUAUUUGGUUUGCAGCCAGGGAGGGGCGUAGGACCAGUGAUAUUUUUCAAGAGGGGCUUCUUAUAAAUACGCCAAUCGCGAUUUGGUUCAUCACAGUUUCAGCUUCAGCAACAAGAGGCAGAUACCCCACCAACAACCAACAUGUACAAGUUUUUGAUCGUUGCCGCCGUCGCUCUGGCUGUUGCCGAGGCUGGCUACGUUGCCGCCCCCGCAUACGCCCCCACCGCCUAUGCCGCCCCCGCUGCAUACGCCGCCCCCGCCGUCACCUCCCAGUCGGCCAACAUCCUGAGGAGCUACGGCAACCUGGGACAGGUGUCCACCUACACCAAGACCAUCGAUACCCCCUACUCCAGCGUCAGCAAGUCUGAUGUCCGUGUCAGCAACCCUGGAUACGCCAGCUACGCCGCCCCCGCCUACGCCCCAGCUGCAUACGCCGCCCACGCCUACGCCCCAGCUGCAUACGCCGCUCCCGCUUACCAUGCCCCAGCUGCAUACGCCGCCCCCGCCUACCACGCACCCGCUGCCUACGCCGCCCCCGUCGCCAAGGUUGCCGCCUCUCCCCUCCUCGGAGUGGCCUACUCUGCCGCCCCCGCUGUCGCUCACAUCUCUUUCGAUGGAUUCGGCGCUCACUACGUCUACUAAUUUCGUCAAUACCAGUUAUCUCCUCCUCUCAUAUCUCACUCCAACUCAUUCUUCACCUUUUCCAUUCUCAUAAUUUCCUCCUCAAUAUUGCUCAAUCCAAACUCUAUCUUCUGAUAGAGUUACUGUUAAAUAGACUGUUAAUUUAUUGUAACUUAUUGUUGUAAGUUCAAAUAAAUAUACUUCUAAAAUA
Molecule: messenger RNA, 1046 nt
Organism: Nilaparvata lugens (brown planthopper)
Lineage: Eukaryota; Metazoa; Arthropoda; Insecta; Hemiptera; Delphacidae
Product: cuticle protein 67-like
Exons: 2
Coding region: 356-856 (166 amino acids)
Source: RefSeq, a predicted model, not a curated record